Prunus armeniaca (apricot) is the source of this 1428-nucleotide messenger RNA. NCBI's taxonomy places the organism in Eukaryota, Viridiplantae, Streptophyta, Magnoliopsida, Rosales, Rosaceae. The record is from the annotation of a GenBank genome assembly.
AUGGAUAUUAAGGAGGCAGAGCGGGUAGUUAUAGCUAAACCAGUUGCUUCAAGGCCUACUUGUUCAAGCUUUAGGUCCUUCACGGAGCUUCUUGCAGGAGCUAUCGAUGCCUCUCCUUCUAAUAUAUCUUCUGAAACUGCUGUUCCUGCCAUCAGACCAAAGACUGUGAGGUUCAAGCCAAUGGUGAAUCAUGCUGUCUCUGGAUUGGUUUCUUCCCAGGCAGAGAUGUCUGGUACUGCACAUAGUAAUUCAUCAGAGAAGAUCUCAAAAUCAGACAGCAGAGCAAGUGUGGUAUACAAACCAUUGGCAAAAGUUGUAUCAAGGGCAACUGUUUCUGUCUUGGCAAAUAUGGGAAACUUCAAUACGAGCCACCAAUCUACACAAUCAUCAGUCGAGGCUGGUGUUCUACAUCAAAAUCAAGAUAAAUGCUUUAGAUCCCAACUUAGCCCAAAUCUGCGCCAUAAUAAUCCAUCAUGUGCUGAGACAAAUCAGACAAUAGAACCUUUGAAGAUAGCAUCACAAAACGUGGAAGAGGAUCCAAAACAUAUACCGUCCACAGCCAAUACUGAUAGGCCUUCUUAUGAUGGGUAUAAUUGGAGAAAAUAUGGACAGAAGCAAGUCAAAGGAAGUGAGUACCCGCGAAGUUACUAUAAGUGCACACAUCCAAAUUGUCCUGUGAAAAAGAAGGUUGAGAGAUCUUUGGAUGGACAGAUUGCUGAGAUUGUCUACAAGGGUGAACACAACCACUCAAAGCCUCAACCUCCAAAGAAAGGCUCAUCGGGAACGCAAGGGUUAGGCUUAGCAUCUGAUGGAACUGGUCAAGAUGCUAACAACCGGUUAUGGAAUAGUCAACUUAAUGAAAGGAAUGAAGGUUCUGAAGGUAGAGUAGAGGAUCAGAAUGAAGUUGGACUACCUGCGCAUUCUUAUCAAAGUAAAGCUCCACUACUUUAUGAUCCUCUUGCAAGUGGAGGAAUAAAUGCGGGUGGUGGAACUCCUGAUAAUUCUUGUGGUCUUAGUGGAGAAUGUGAGGAAGGAAGCAAGGGACCUGAAGCAGAGGAUUAUGAACCUAGAAGUAAAAGAAGAAAAAGCGAGAAUCAAUCGAAUGAAGGGGGCAUAUCAGGAGAAGGUGUGCCAGAUCCCCGUGUUGUGGUGCAAAGUUCUGUAGAUUCUGAUAUGACGGGUGAUGGCUUCCGUUGGAGGAAAUAUGGGCAGAAGGUUGUUAAGGGAAAUCCAUAUCCCAGAAGUUACUAUAGAUGCACCAGUCCCAAAUGCAGUGUGCGUAAGCAUGUCGAAAGAGUCUCAGACGAUCCCAAAGCUUUUAUUACAACAUACGAGGGAAAGCACAACCAUGACAUGCCACUGAGGAACACAAACCCAGGAGCAUCCGAAAAGGAUGCACAGGCCCCAACAACCAAAGAAAAGCCAUGA